This is a messenger RNA of Coccinella septempunctata (seven-spotted ladybird), 638 nucleotides long. RefSeq lists its product as uncharacterized. Lineage: Eukaryota; Metazoa; Arthropoda; Insecta; Coleoptera; Coccinellidae. The record is from RefSeq and is a predicted model, not a curated record. Gene Ontology annotation, molecular function: protein binding. Bases 27 to 638 code for a protein of 203 amino acids. The transcript is spliced from 3 exons.
AAUUAUAUGACUCCAGUCUUCAGUGAAUGGAACCUACUAUCCUUUCAGUAAUUUUGAGUAUGGAUUUUCCUCUGCAUGAAACAUGCCUUCAUGGAACGUUCGAGUCCCUGAAAAAAAUGGUGAAAUCUGGCAAGUUUUUCAUCGACUGCGAAAGUCCAACUGGCGUUACACCUAUGGGAAUAGUUGCAGUGAGAUUAUACGUAUAUCGACCCCAGGAUGUGGAUUCAAGAUCUGUUAGGGAAUAUGAAAGGAAAAUCAUAUUCCUUCUGCAGAAUGGUGCCAAUCCGUUGAAGAAAUGGUGCGGAGGAACUAUAGCCGACCUGAUAUUUCAAGGAGGAAACCAAUCAAUGAUACACUUGAUGUUCAAGUAUUUCGAAGACGUGGACACACCUCUGAAUUCUUUCGGGCACACAGCGCUCAUUUCGGCUAUACGAAGAGGAUUCUACAAAACUGCCGAAAUUUUGUUGGGCUUGAAAGCCGACGUCAACAAGGGAUGUGGAGACACCUCUCCACCAUGCAGCUUCUUCUGGCAGAGCAGAUGUUUUCCAUCUACUGAUGAAACAUGGGGCAAGCAUGGAGUUGAGGAGCGAUCUGGGAGAAACUCCUCUUCAUUCAGCUUGUUACCAUGCGGAAGAUGA